AUGGAUUCCGAAUUUUGCAUUGAAGAUAUCAUUGUAUCCAUAUAUGGAACAGAAAUGCUGUUAAAGCAAAUAAAGGAAAGACAAAUUCGAAACUGCCUUUAUAACUGGAAAUAUAAGAGUCAGCUUUGGAAGGAACUUUCUAUACAAAAGAAGAAAUAUAAUAAAUAUAUGUUGGACGGAUUUUAUGCAUUGGCGAGACAAACGCAGUCUAUUUGUAUGUUAUUUCACAUGAUAAAAUUGAUUGAAUAUAAGCAAAAGAGAUUUUCAAUGGAUAGAUUAAUUUUCAAUUUAAAAGAAAGUAUGAAUAACGAAAAUAUAAUUAAGGAAGAGUCCAAUUCAGUUGAAAUUACUGAACUAGAAAACUACUCUGAGCUAUCAUCAUUAGAUGAGAAUACUAUAAUGUUAGAGUUUCAACAAAACUUGGUUAGGUAUUUUCAUGGAAUAAAUACUAUGAUAAAUAUUAUAGAAUCUAAAAAAAACAAAAUAAUUUACAUUUGCUUUUACAAAAUGAGGAAUUUUAAAGGGUAUGAAAAGGAUGAAAUAGUAAUUAAUAAUCAAAUAAUAGAAAUAAAAGCUAAUAAAGACGAUAAAAUAGUUGGUAAUGAAAAUUCGGAUGCAAAAGAUGAGUUUGUGGUUCCCAGUCCAAUUAGAAAAUCUGAAAUCCAUGAUAAGGAGAAUAUAUCAAGAAAUUCAAUGAGGAAGCAACUGAAUAAUGGGUUAUCGCUAAAUAGGGAAGAGCUUUACUUUGAACAAAUUUCAGAAAAGAAGCAAUUUUAUACAAGAAAGCAGAAUGCAUCAUUUAACAAUGGUUCUAUUAGUAAACCUUUGGAAAGAAAGACUUCUAAUCAGUCAGACUUUACCGAACAAAGAUAUAGAUCAGCGGAAUUUACCCAACAAAAUUACUCAAACUCUAAUUUUCAUGGGCAAGUAGGGAACAAUGUGAUCAUUGGGAAAAAUAUUAUUGAUUUCACCCACGCAAAUCCCAUAUUGUUUUCCUCAAUUAAAUCUCCUGUAAACUCAAAUCCUGUUUUAACUAUAUAUCCAGCACAUUCUCCAAAUUUUAAUUUUUCAAAUCCUGUUAUAAACAGGAAAUAUCCGCACUUUAAUAAUAACUUAAAUUAUUCUAACCAGCUCUCUUCGGGUCACACUCCACUAAAUACCACAAAAUAUUCCAGAGAUAACCUUCCCAAUACAAACAACUCAAGACUGAAUAAACAAUAUAGAAGUGAAUCAAAUCAAAACUUUGUAAUUAAAAGAUACUCUUCAAAUGAUAGAAAAUCACCCAGAUCAGCUGAUAUUGCAAAAAGUAUUUUAAACCCUUGUAUUAAUUUUACACAUGAUUCCACAAAUCUCAUUCAAAACAUCACUGAUAGCUUUAAAUCUGUAAUUUUGAAUUAG
Molecule: messenger RNA, 1398 nt
Organism: Cryptosporidium ubiquitum
Lineage: Eukaryota; Apicomplexa; Conoidasida; Eucoccidiorida; Cryptosporidiidae
Exons: 1
Coding region: 1-1398 (465 amino acids)
Source: RefSeq, a predicted model, not a curated record